UAGCUGUCACUAGGCGAACGAUUGCGUAUUGUAGGAUCCAUUUCGACCAUAAAUUGGGUCCUUAAUAUUUUCUAAUUACAUUUGAUUAUAAAUAAUAAUCCUUAAUAUUUUAUCUGAUCAGUUUUUCAUUCUACAUAUUAUUUUUCGAGUGAAGUGUAAAUUAUUCAUUUGAAUAAUCAUCUAUUAAAUUAUCGAAUCCGAAUUUUUAGAGUUUAAUAGAACGAACAAAUCAUGUCAAGAAACAACAUGAGAAGAAUUACGGAGUUAGAAUCACGUAUUGAUUACGUGCAAUGUGAUGGACUUGCAGCAAUGAAAAUCAUCAAACAUUGCCAUGAAGAAUCUAUGAGCAACAUGGAAGUUGCCCAAGGAGCUCUCCUUGGUUUGGUAGUUCAGAAUCGUUUAGAAAUAACAAACUGUUUUCCUUUCCCAAAAAACGAUGAAAUCAUGGAGGAAGAAGAAUAUCAACUAGCAGUGAUGCGUCGACUUCGCAGAGUGAACGUUGAUCAUUUCCAUGUUGGAUGGUAUCAAAGUGCUGAUGUUGGAAACUUUUUGAGUGUUUCACUCUUAGAAUCGCAGUAUCACUAUCAGACAUCAAUUGAAGAAUCAGUAGUUGUAAUUUAUGAUACUGCCAAGUCCGCCAGGGGAUUUUUGACUCUUAAAGCUUUCCGUCUAACUCCUGAAGCUAUUCAAAUGUACAAAGAAGGAGAAUUUACCCCAGAAGCUUUACGCUCUUUAAAGAUUGGCUAUGAACGUUUAUUCGUAGAAAUGCCAAUUGUUAUAAAAAACAGUAUUUUAACAAAUAUUAUGAUGUCAGAACUGGAGGAAUUAAUCCCUGAAGAAGAAGGUACAAAAUAUCUAGAUCUUGGAACAGCAUCAGUUCUUGAAAACCAACUCAGGUGUUUGAUGGACCGUGUUGAUGAACUUAACCAAGAAGCCAUUAAAUUUAAUAGGUAUCAACAUCUUGUUAUACGUCAACAACAAGACAAAAAUCGUCUACUGACUAAGAGAGCUCAAGAAAAUGCUGCACGUGCAGCUAAGGAUGAACCUCCUCUACCUGAUGAUGACAUUAAUAAACUUAUGCGUCCUCUCCCUGUACCUCCAAGACUCAACCCUAUGAUUGUUGCUGGUCAAAUCAACACUUACAGUCAACAUAUUUCUCAAUUCUGUGCACAGAGCUUAGCAAAAUUAUAUAUUACUCAAAGCUUGCAGAGUGCAAAAGAAUCGAAGUCUUCAAAUUAGCAAGGAAAACAAAUUGCCAGUUUUAUCGAAUUUGAACUGCCUCCAUAGGAAUUCUGUUUAUCUACAAAAUGAGAAUACAGUAAAUAAAGUAUAAACUACUUAACAGCCUGAUGAAUUCAUUUUUUUCUAUUAAAAUACUUUUGUUUUAUCUUUUUCAUGUAAUAGAAACAUAUAGCUCAUUGUGUAAACGAAUUUAUAUAAAAAAAAAUAAAACUUACAAUCAACAA
Messenger RNA from Chelonus insularis, 1466 nucleotides. RefSeq names its product eukaryotic translation initiation factor 3 subunit h (gene eIF3h). Bases 232 to 1239 code for a protein of 335 amino acids. Gene Ontology annotation, molecular function: protein binding; metallopeptidase activity; translation initiation factor activity. Gene Ontology annotation, cellular component: cytoplasm; eukaryotic translation initiation factor 3 complex; cytosol. NCBI's taxonomy places the organism in Eukaryota, Metazoa, Arthropoda, Insecta, Hymenoptera, Braconidae. The record is from RefSeq and is a predicted model, not a curated record. The transcript is spliced from 3 exons.